UGAUACAUAAUUACAAGAUCAAACAUUUUUUUUUAUUGCUCGUUUGUUAAUUUAAAGCUAAUAAAAAUUUUUCAUUUCAUUUAGAACAAAUCAAUACAUAAACACUAAAAAAUUGUGAAUUCCGGGCGUGUAUUAUAUCAACUAUAGUCUGAUAACAAGAGUUUCAUAUGUUUUCUGAAAUAUAAAAAUUUAUUAAUAUAUUUAAACAUUAUUAAACUUCAAAUAAAACUAUAAUAUACAAUUUUUUAAUUUUAAUUGUCAAAGUUAUGAUAUCGUAAAAUUAUGUUAUUCCUUUUCUUUAAUUUUAUUUAGAUAGUAUUCUUAUUUCUUUGACUGAUGAUUGUUCAAUUAUAAUGUUUUAAUUAAUAUAAUUUAUCACUAGUAAAUAAAUAAGUAGUAGUAACUUAAGUUAAUUAUUUAAAGCAAGACUAAAUAAUUAACUAUGGCUUGGGGCUAUUGGAGUGCAUCAACUGUAUCUGACCGUGGUAAAUCACCAAAACGUCAAUCUUCAACUUUGGCUUAUUAUAACCACCAUAUACCAAUAUCAACACCAGCUCCACCAUCGACUUCAUAUUAUAUACACCAACCUUUACACAGCACAAGUAGCUUUGGAUCUAUAGAAGAUGAUGAUUAUCAUCAUGCAUCAAUAUUUUAUCGUCGACCAUCUCUUGGAAAUAUUGAGUUCACUGGACCUGGUUCUUUAUCAUUAUUAUUAAAUCAACAAGGAUCUGCUUCUCGGCCAAGAACCCCACCUUCUCAUAAUCUUUAUGGACCACUUACUUCACAUAGUUUACCUGAAGCAUAUAGUUCAAAAAUGGCGAGCCGUCAAAGUUUAAAUUUUUUUGGUUACCAAUCAAAUCCUAUUGUACAACAUUACCCAUGCAAUGUACAUGACCCUUCACCAUCACCUUCAAUAUCUGAUGAUGAAGAUCAUGUUUAUGCCACAGUUUUUCCUAAUGUGCCACCAGCACCUGGAAUGCCUUGUCAAGGAGAAGAUCGUAGCAUUUACCGAAGAGGUGCUAGGAGAUGGAGAAAACUUUAUCGAGUCAAUGGCCAUAUUUUUCAAGCUAAACGGUUUAAUAGGCGGGCAUUUUGUGCUUAUUGUCAUGAUCGUAUUUGGGGUCUGGGACGUCAAGGAUUUAAGUGUAUUCAAUGUAAACUGCUAAUUCAUAAAAAAUGUCAUAAACUUGGUAAAAAGACAUGUACCAAUGAUCCAAUAAUAAAUGAAGAUACAAAUGGAGACUCACAAACUACUCUAAGUACUCAAAGUUCUGAUACAGCUUUGCCAGAUCUAAAAGAUUACUCUGACCAAAAUUCUGUUAUAGAUCAAUCCGCUGAUUCUGUUCCUAUUGAAGAUCCUUUAGCUAAAGGGGAUGAUGAAGGAGUAUCACGUCAAUAUUCCAUUGCUGACUUUGAGCUAAUAAGAGUAAUUGGCCGUGGAAGUUAUGCAAAAGUAUUAAUGGUUGAACUUAAAAAAACUAAAUGUAUUUAUGCUAUGAAAGUUAUUAAAAAAGCACUUGUAACUGAUGAUGAGGACAUUGAUUGGGUGCAGACAGAAAAACAUGUUUUUGAAACAGCUUCUAACCAUCCAUUUUUAGUUGGAUUACAUUCAUGUUUUCAAACUGCUAGUAGAUUAUUUUUUGUAAUUGAGUUUGUCAGAGGUGGUGAUCUUAUGUUUCACAUGCAACGACAACGUCGAUUGCCAGAAGAACAUGCUAGAUUUUAUGCUGCAGAAAUUAGUUUGGCCCUAAAUUUUUUGCAUACAAAAGGUAUAAUAUACCGUGAUUUAAAGUUGGAUAAUGUAUUGCUUGAUCAUGAAGGGCAUAUUAAAUUAACUGAUUAUGGUAUGUGUAAGGAAGGAAUAAGAGCAGGUGACACUACAUGUACAUUCUGUGGUACUCCUAACUAUAUUGCUCCUGAAAUUUUAAGAGGAGAAGAUUAUGGUUUCAGUGUCGAUUGGUGGGCCUUGGGUGUUCUCUUAUAUGAAAUGUUAGCUGGAAGAAGUCCAUUUGAUAUAGCUGGAGCCUCUGAAAAUCCAGACCAAAAUACUGAAGAUUAUUUAUUCCAAGUUAUUCUGGAAAAAACUAUCCGUAUUCCAAGAUCACUCUCUGUAAAAGCAGCUUCAGUUUUAAAAGGAUUUUUAAAUAAAAAUCCUGUUGAUCGUCUAGGUUGCAACCGUGAAACAGGAUUUUAUGAUAUUAUAACUCACCCAUUUUUUAAAUCUAUAGAUUGGGAAAUGCUGGAACAAAAACAAGUUAGCCCACCUUAUAAGCCAAGACUAGAUUCUGACCGCGAUCUUGCAAACUUUCCACCAGAAUUUACAGAUGAGCCAGUUCACCUCACACCUGAUGACCUUCGUGUAAUUGAAAAAAUCGACCAGUCUGAAUUCGAAGGAUUCGAGUAUGUGAACCCUUUGCUGAUGUCACAAGAAGAUUGUGUUUGACACGAGGACGAGUGCGUCGAUGAUUUUUCGGCGCAUCAUCUCUUUCAGUAUCACCACGAAGCCGACUGCCCCUGCUCAACGACGAUUGAUUCACCCCCAGAUAACGGCGGCAGACCUCCAUCUAGGGGAUGGUUUUGCUUACCACUCCGAUAACAAAAUACACUUCAAUACAUUCAACUUAACACAUGCCAACGGAGACGUUGCAUAAAAGCUCAAGAUAUUAAAAAGUUACUUUUUUUUAUAUUUUUGCAUUUAUUUAUUAAGUUAUGGUUCCUUCUGUCUCACACUAUUAUCUAAAUAUAUUACAUAAAAUGUGUGUUCUUUAACCAAAAGCACCUGGUAUUACUUUUAUAAUAUUAAGUUGCUAACUAAAAUUAUCAAUAGAUAGAGUUUUCAAAUCUCUCUUAAUUUACGAUAGUGUACCAUCUCCAUUGCACUGUUUGACCAUUUCGAUAGAUUUAUUAAUUGAAAAAAAAAUUUAAAUAAAAGGUGUUAAUAUUUUUAACGUUAAAAGAUUACCUUCUAAAGAAUUAAAUUUAAUCCUUGUAAUUAUAAAUUAUUAUGUUUAUAAAAUAUCGGCUUAACAGUUCUCAAACGUGUGUUAGUUCUAUUUUUUCUACCAUCGGUCAAUGUUUAUUACUUAUACUUAAUUAUUAUUACCUAAUUUUUGAAUAAUGGAAAAGCAUAACUGGGGGUAAAAUUAUAAAUUAAAUUAUAUGAUUGAACAAAUCAGAAAAAUGGUAUUCUUGUAUACAUUUUACUCGUACGGUACAUAAUGUGUAAAUUUUCGUUCCAAAGUUCAAUAAAAAAAGAUAAAUAAAGAAUAACAUUCCUUUUAUAAUUUUCCAUUAAUUAAAAUAUAAAAACUAUAUUAUUAUUAUUAUUAUAAAAAUAAAAUUCACACUAAGUAUAAAAUUAUCUGGCACUUAAUAAUAAUUGUAAUAAAUAAAACGCAUGUGUUUUAUUCCGUAAUAACUUACUAGAUAUAAUUAUUUUUAUAUACAUAUAAUUACAAUCAACUAUUUUUCUUUUUUACUUUAUUCGUUUAUUAUUUUUAUGACAUUAGUAUUAAUAAUUAUACUUUAUAUUGAUCCUAAUCGCAGUGUGGUGUAUUUAUGUGAAAUCCUCAAAAUUGUACCAAACGUCCAGUUCUUGUUGCGAUAUUGUGUUCAAUAUUGAAUUAUGUACUUUCAAAAUUUUAUUAUAGAUUAAAAAUGUUAUCACAUUGAUAGGUAUGUACAAACUUGAUACAUACCAUAUCAUAUGAAAAGAAACUUGUUUAGUGUUGCGAAAUUGUAAUGGACAUUGUGAUUAUAUUACAGAAACCUAUUAAUGUUUAUUAUAUAUAGAGAGAGUAUUGUAUUAUUAACUAAAAUUAUCUAAGAUUAUUAUAAUGAAACAUAAAGUAUUGUAUUUAAAAGUUAUACUACAGCUAUUGAUGUAGUAUAAAUUUAUAUUAUAUAGAAAACUAUUAUUGAA
This is a messenger RNA of Daktulosphaira vitifoliae (grape phylloxera), 3922 nucleotides long. RefSeq names its product atypical protein kinase C (gene aPKC). The transcript has 12 exons. Gene Ontology annotation, biological process: establishment or maintenance of cell polarity; protein phosphorylation. The record is from RefSeq and is a predicted model, not a curated record. Gene Ontology annotation, molecular function: ATP binding; protein binding; protein serine/threonine kinase activity. NCBI's taxonomy places the organism in Eukaryota, Metazoa, Arthropoda, Insecta, Hemiptera, Phylloxeridae. Bases 443 to 2443 code for a protein of 666 amino acids.